CACAAGCACCGGAUGUUACGUUGAGAAGACUGAAAGCGCUCUAUACCGGAGUAGUUGUGACACGCGCUAGUAACAAGUGAUGCGCACGCCGGAAGGGACAUCCAGAGGCACAAAGGGAACAACUUCCGGUGGGGUUACAUGUAUCAGCACUUGGAGUACCGGGGUCUCCUUACAGUUGUCAUCAAAUCGUAGCUGUGUAGAUCAGCGAGGAUGGACAAGGACAGGAGUCGCAUCAAUGGCCGGAUAUUAAGUCUCACCCUGGAGAUCAUCUAUGUGCUGACUGGAGAGGAUUAUGCUGUUGUGAAGAAAAGAAAAGUCACGGUGCCUCCACCUCACUCACUGAUACAUGAGAGGCACAAUGACCAGAAGAUCCUGGAACUCACCAACAAGAUCAUUCAUCUGCUGACUGGAGAGGAGUGGGAGUCCGUAGGAGAAGACGAGGAGGAGACGCUGAAGAGUCACUUGCCCCUCGCACCGUCCGGUGUUUCUGAACGUACCGUGAAUAAAUCCACAUCGACUCGCGUGAAGGAGGAACUUGGCCUGGGUGAAGACAGAGACCUCAGCCGCACAGACCUGUACACACCCACAGAUCGCGCACAGUCUAUAUCUACGUACGUCAAGAAGGAAUCUGUCUCCUGUGAGGAGGGCGAUCCCCCAGACACUGACCUAGGUUCACCCACAGGUGGCGCACACACAGUACAGUCCGUUUUGUGUGGAGAUGUAAAUGACCUUUCCCCAGCCACUAGCGAUACGCAACAUGCGCCUAGUCCUACUCAGGCGGGAUCUUGUGAAGAAGGAGACCUCAGUGAUUACCCACCCUGCCCUGACACGUACGACAACGAAGACAGUGAAACGUACGUUGGAAAUGAGUCUGGUGAAACGUUCCGCUGCAGAUCACCUUCUCCCUCCAGCUCACCCCCGCUCAGCUCGGAUUUGUACGUGUGCUUAGAGUGUCAGGAGUGCUUUACCAAUAAUGCAGAUCUGGCAGUGCACCAGGCUGCCCACAGAGCCCCACACUCAGUGAUAUGCUCGUACUGCGGGAAGUACUUUGCCUCUAAGUCUCUGCUCUCCAGGCAUCAGAGAAUCCACACAGGAGAGAAGCCCUAUACCUGCGCCGUUUGCGGGAAGUCCUUCAACCAGAAGUCGCUGCUGGUUACGCAUUACAGGACCCACACGGGGGAGAAGCCAUACUCCUGCACCCAGUGUGGCAAGUGCUUCAUCAGCAAAUCCAAACUCAGCCUGCACCAGAGAACCCACACUGGGGAGAAACCCUUCUCAUGCCUGGACUGCAACAAGCGCUUCAGCUGCAGCACCAACCUCAUACUCCACCAGAGAACCCACACCGGGGAGAAACCCUUCUCCUGCUCGGACUGCGGCAAGUGCUUCAGCCGCAGUGCCCACCUCAUCCUGCACCAGCGCAUCCACACCGGGGUGAAGCCCUACUCCUGCGACGAGUGCGGGAAGUGCUUCAGCCGCAGCGCCCACCUCAUUCUGCACUCACGGAUCCACACCGGGGAGAAGCCUUAUGCCUGCUCCUGCUGCGGGAGGUGCUUCAGCCAGAAGUCAUCCCUGAGGACACACUGGAGGACCCACACUGGGGAGAAGCCCUACUCCUGUGCCCAGUGCGGCAAGAGCUUCACUAAGAAGACUGUUCUUAGCAACCACCUUAAAAGCCACAAGCAUGUUCUUGAGUCGGAAGCUCUUCCCGCAUUCUGGGCAGGAAAAGGGCUUCUCUCCGGUGUGAAUGGUUUGGUGGCGGGUAAGUUGGAUCUUCUGAGUGAAGCGCUUGCCGCACUCUGUGCACGGGAAGGGUUUCUCUCCCGUGUGGACCCUCUGAUGUACGGAGAGGUCGGACCUCUGCAGAAAGCAUUUCCCGCAUUGGGGGCAGCUGAAGAGGUUCUCCCGCGUGUGGACCUUCUGGUGCAGCUGCAGGCAGUGCUUCUCCCGAAACCGCUUCCCGCAGUCGGCGCAGGAGAAGGGCUUCUCCCCGGUGUGGAUUCCCUGAUGUUUUGCCAGAGGAGAGAGCUUCUGGCCGAUCUACUGAGGAUGGACAAGGACAGGAGUCGCAUGACUGAGAGGAUAUUAAAUAUCACCCUGGAGAUCAUCUACCUGCUGACUGGGGAGAAUUACAUAGUAAUAAAACAGACAUUGGAAGAGCAUGAAACACCUAGCAGCUGUCACCGUGUGUCCGAGGGAUCAAGCAGGACCUGGAACCCCAUCCUGCUGCCUCCACCUCACUCACUGAUACAUGAGAGGCACAAUAACCAGAAGAUCCUGAAUCUGACUAGCAAGAUCAUUCAGCUGCUGACUGGAGAGGAGUAUAUAGAGGAACACAGGGGUCUGUACAAGGAUGUGAUGAUGGAGAAUCACCGGCCCCUCACAUCACUGGGUCUCAAUGAGGAUACAAAGAUAUCUGGAGGAUCCCGACCCCUGGAUUGUAUGACUGCGGAUCACAGUCUUCUAGAUAUUCAGACUUCAAAAUCCUCAUCAGCAGAUGGACGUAAGGAUGAUGUCACUGACAAGUCAACAUCGUGUGAUCAUACGCCGUACACAUCCACUGAUAUAAAGGAGGAAUCGCCAUCCGCAGAUCAGAUACAGAUUCCUUCUGAUAUUAAGGAGGAAUCCGCCUCACGCGGAGAAGGAAAUGUUACAGACACUGACCGUUCCGCACCACAGGACCCAUGUAAUGUGAAGGAGGAGUCAUGUGAAGAGGCGGAGCUUACCGACACGGACAGCUAUACACAAGCGGAUGAUAUAAAAUAUGCCUCUCUCCAUAUUAAGGAGGAGACCCUCUCGGGUGAUGAAGGAAACCUCUCAGACACUGACCAGUCCUCGCCCACAGAUAUUAUAGAGUAUACAACUAUUCACAUUAAAGAGGAGACAGUCUCUGGGGAUGAAGGAACCCCCCCAGAUAACACCCAGACGAGCUCUUCUUACAUUGACAAGUACGGCCACAGCUACAAACAAGGCGCCACGGCAGAGAAGCCCUUCUCUUGCUCCGAGUGUGGGAAGAAGUUCAAGCAUAACUCCAAGCUCAUCAGCCAUCGGAGAACUCACACGGGGGAUAAACCCUUCUCCUGCUCCGAGUGCGGCAAAUCCUUCAACUGCAAAACGGAUUGCCAAACGCACCAGAGAAUCCACACGGGGGAGAAGCCCUACUCCUGCCCAGACUGCGGCAAACGCUUUAACGUCAAAUCCAAUCUGGUCACCCACCAGAGGAUUCACACGGGGGAGAAGCCGUACUCCUGCUCCGUCUGCGGCAAGUGCUUCAUAAGUAACUCCAACCUGGUCACCCACCAGAGAAUCCACACUGGGGAGAAGCCCUACGCCUGCCCUGAGUGCGGGAGGUGUUUUAGCAACAAGUCUGAGUACAACAGACACCAGCGGAGCCACACGGGGGAGAAGCCCUACCCCUGCACCGAGUGCGGGAAGUGCUUCAUCAGCAAGGCGGAACUGAACAGCCACCAGAGAAUCCACACAGGUGACAAACCCUUCUCCUGCGCCCAGUGCGGGAAAUGUUUCAGCAGAAAGACCCAGUUCAUGACCCACCAGUGGAUCCACACCGGGGAGAAGCAGUUCUCCUGCUCGGAGUGCGGCAAGUAUUUCAGCAGCAAGUCCAACCUGGUGACUCAUCGGAAGAUCCACACCGGGCAGAAGCAGUACGUCUGCCCCAUCUGUGGCAAGUGCUUCAACAACAGCUCCAACCUGGCCUCCCACCAGAAGAUCCACACGGGCGACCGGCCCUUCUCUUGCUCCGAGUGCGGGAAAUGCUUCAUCACCAACUCCCAGCUGGUGGCCCAUCGGAGGAGCCACACGGGGGAGAAGCCCUAUUCCUGCUCCGAGUGCGGCAAGUGCUUCAGCAGCAGCUCAGAGUGCAGCAGGCACAAGAGGAUACACACGGGAGAGAGGCCAUAUGCCUGCUCCGAAUGUGACAAAUGCUACAUCAGUAAGUCCAAUCUCGUCAUACACCUGCGGACUCACACAGGAGAAAAGCCCUUUACCUGCUCCGAGUGUGGGAAGAGUUUUAUUAGCAAUUCCGACCUUAUUAAGCAUCAGCGAAUCCACACCCGGUAGAAAGCAUUCUCGCUCUACGUACAAAUGACCCAUUGUAGUGAAGCGCAAGAACAUUUUUCGUGGGAAGGGGCAAUACCUAUCUUGUUUUCAGUCUAGUAGACCUACAGAUGUCCAAUGGAAUGGAUGAGGAGAUACUUAUAAGCUUCUUACCCAAGAGUUUGCUUGGAGUUAGGUGGAAAGCAUAAAAAGAACAUAAUUGAUAAACAACAACCAACAAAUAAAGACUCCCAUUUUAACAUUUUUACGUCAUUUGUAGGUGUGAAUAUGGAAUUUUAUACUAAGCAGCAUUUCGACCAUCUUGUACAUGGCGGACAGAGGGCUGCCUCGAUUAUGUCCUUCAAACUAGCCGCUUCCGUGCUGUAUAAACUGAUCUAGCUAGCUGGACGCUAACGGAAACUAUUUACUGUGCAUGUCUGUUUUAUACACUGUCUGGAAUGUUAAUGAUAUUAAAGUUGAAUAAUA
Molecule: messenger RNA, 4536 nt
Organism: Pseudophryne corroboree (corroboree frog)
Lineage: Eukaryota; Metazoa; Chordata; Amphibia; Anura; Myobatrachidae
Product: zinc finger protein 160-like
Exons: 10
Coding region: 211-4074 (1287 amino acids)
Source: RefSeq, a predicted model, not a curated record